Messenger RNA from Carassius auratus (goldfish), 1387 nucleotides. RefSeq names its product formyl peptide receptor-related sequence 1-like. NCBI's taxonomy places the organism in Eukaryota, Metazoa, Chordata, Actinopteri, Cypriniformes, Cyprinidae. Gene Ontology annotation, biological process: complement receptor mediated signaling pathway; phospholipase C-activating G protein-coupled receptor signaling pathway; positive regulation of cytosolic calcium ion concentration. Gene Ontology annotation, molecular function: complement receptor activity; G protein-coupled receptor activity. Gene Ontology annotation, cellular component: plasma membrane. The coding region runs from base 716 to 1387 and encodes 223 amino acids. The transcript is spliced from 4 exons. The record is from RefSeq and is a predicted model, not a curated record.
CGAUAACGGCCCACCACUAAUAAAAAGUCACAUUUUAUCUUAAAAGUUAUAUUCAAAUGUUCAAUACUUUGUUGAUAAACUCAGUAGCUGUUAAUGCCAUACUUUUCUGAAUUUCACGUUACUCUUUGACUGUUUUCUCUUGUUUUUAAUACAUAUUUACCAUUUGAUUUGUAGGUAUAAUGCCUAGUUCGAUUUGGGGUCAUUUUAGCCUAGCAAUGCAGUAAUUUUAAACCAUAAAAAAUCAACCCAGCAUGCUGGGUUAAGCAUAAUAACCCAACUUGUUGGGUUAAAAUAACCUAGUGCUGGGUUCGUCCCCUUUUGACCCAGCACUGGGUUGCCAAAAUAACCCAAUUACAUUUCUCUGUAACACAGGAGUUUUGGCUGAUUAUAACCUGCAGAAUUUGAUGCGUUCGUAGACAAAAUUUGCACAUCUCCUCCCACUUCCUCCCUGUCUUCCCUUGUUGCCAAAGAGCACACUUUAGAAUGACUGGACAAAAAAUGCAGUGAGAAUAACCUGUUUAUCAUGAAAGAAAGGCAGCUGCAAGUGAUGUCAGUGAAGUCGCUUGUAUAUUAAUUUGUGCACUGAUGAUACAGUCACUAUUUGACACUCAAACAUAGCUGAACAUAUUGACAAAGGAUCUUGUAAUGCUGUUUAUCCUGAGAUCGAGAGUUUUGGCUGAUUAUUGCAAAAACGCUUUCUGACACUGUGUCCAGAAUGAUCUCCAAUCCAACUCUUUCCCCUCAAUCCAACUCCAAUACCUCAAUGUCCUAUGAGAAAACAACAGUAGACAUUGUCUUCUAUUCAAUCAUAGUUCUCUUUGGCACCACUGGGAACUCUUUGGUCAUCUGGGUAGCUGGAUUCCGAAUGAAACCCACCGUCACAAAUGUUUGGCUGGUCAAUCUCGCUGUAGCAGACCUGAUCUUCUCCCUGACACGAGUCACUUCUCUCAUCUCAAGUCUGUUCUUUGACCACUGGCCUUUUGGGGUUUUUCUCUGCAAGUUUAACGGUUUCUUCAAGUAUGCCAACAUGUUCUGCAGUGUUUUUCUUCUGGCUGUCAUCAGUGUGGAUCGAGCGCUCUGUAUCUGGCAUCCAGUGUUCACCAGAAAACGCCGGACGUUAUGUGCUGCUCGUGUGGUCAGUGUGGGAGUUUGGAUUGUGGCAGUGAUGUUAAGCUCACCGUACUUUUUGUACCGACAGGUCUUCCUUGAAAAGAACAACUUGAGCCACUGCUCAUUCAAGGAGAAAGGAGAAGAAGGAGAUGGCAGUUCAGCAAACUGCUGUUGGGAUACGCAGAACACGGCUCUCUGGAAAAUCAAGGCCUCUUCGGAUUCUUGUCGUUUUGGUCUGUGCCUUUUUCUUAUGCUGGGCUCCCCUAUCACGUUCUAG